Messenger RNA from Adelges cooleyi (spruce gall adelgid), 1584 nucleotides. Its product is annotated as lipase 3-like. Gene Ontology annotation, molecular function: hydrolase activity, acting on ester bonds. The transcript is spliced from 8 exons. Bases 90 to 1295 code for a protein of 401 amino acids. Lineage: Eukaryota; Metazoa; Arthropoda; Insecta; Hemiptera; Adelgidae. The record is from RefSeq and is a predicted model, not a curated record.
GUCCGGUCCAGUCGUCUGCCCGGCUGAGUCUGUAUUAGCACCAUUGAUACACCGGAAUCGCAUGCUGUGUUCGGUAUAACGUGUAUGUGAUGGAUUUUACAUGUCUGCUGUCGUUUAUCAGCAUAGUCUGGGCAAUAUCCACAGUGGAUGCUGGCAACUCCAGAGUCCUUGGCACGGAGGAACUCAUCGAAAACCAUGGUCACCGACAUCAUAGCAGACACUCGGUCCCUACCGAAGAUGGUUACUUGGUAAACAUGUUUCGCAUCAAAGGUCGCGGCGGCCCUCCAUUUUUGCUGUUGCACGCGCUUAUGGGAGCGUCCGACCAAUGGUUUCUCAGAGACAGACAACACGACUUACCGUCGGUAUUGGCCAACAGUGGUUAUGACGUCUGGCUGGGAGACUUCAGAGGAAACAUAUAUUCUCGAGAUCACAUCAAGCUCAACGCAUCCGAACCGGAAUACUGGAAAUUCAGCAUUGACGAGUGGAUUUACUACGAUGUGCCGGCAAUGAUCGACUACGUUUGCCAGGAAUCCGGAUACGACCAAAUAUACUUGGUCACCUAUUCGCUGAGCAGCGCCGUUUUCUUUUCCACGGUGGCCAUUAGACCGGAAUACAACGAAAAGAUCAUCGUCAGCUAUCAUCUUGCCCCGUUUGUGGCGUUUUCCAACAUCAAGUCGGUGCUCCUGCGUCUCGGCCUUCAGUUCAGUCAACAGUACUUGACAGUAGCCAAGAGUCUUAAAGUCUAUGAACUGUUCCCACGCAACGAGAGGGCGAUGGACUUGUUGUCGUUACUCUGCGGCAAAAAUUCCACAUUCUUGCGGUCGUGCAUUUCAAUCGUGUCCGACUUUUUCGGAUUCGAUACUUCCGGCAACGCGACGGCGGACCUCGACUUCAAAUUGAGCUAUUCGAGAGCAGGAGUUUCGCUGAACAGUAUAGAGCACUUGGUGCAAAUAUUGAGAUCCGGCAAAAUGCAACACUACGAUUUGGGAAUCUUCCAGAAUCUAAAAACAUACGGUCAAUACAGGCCACCAGAGUAUGAUCUGAGAAAAGUCACCUCGCCGGUUGUUUUAUAUUACAGCAAAAACGACAGAAUUGUCGACAAACAAACUAUUGACAAACUAUCCACGAUUCUGCCAAACGUACAACAAACGAUAAAUGUAAAUCACGAUACAUUUGGACACAUAGACUACGCGUUCAAUAUGAAAGCCAAGUCCCUCGUUUUCGAUUCCAUUAUCGACAUAGCUCAAAAGUUCCGGAGCAGUCGCCAUUUCAAAAAAGCGUAUCUAGUUAAUUAAUAAUCAAGUACGCCGCAAAUUUCAAAUUGUUACGGGUUAAGCGAUGGACGACCUGCCUACAUGCCAAAGCGAAUUUAUACAUUUUACCUAUAUACUUGUAAGUUUUACACUUUACACCUCGUGCUUUUAAGAGCUGGAAGUAUUUUUAUUUAUUAAAACAUGUAAAUUUAUUAAUAUAAUAGUCAAUGUGUUUUAUUUGUUUUUUCUUAAUGUCAUGUAGGUAUUUGUUUUAUUUAUUAUGCCUUAAUUUUAUUUGAGUUUUCAUAAAAGAACAACUACUUUGACAAUA